This is a messenger RNA of Zonotrichia leucophrys gambelii, 6083 nucleotides long. Its product is annotated as nebulette-like. The record is from RefSeq and is a predicted model, not a curated record. Gene Ontology annotation, cellular component: Z disc. The coding region runs from base 2384 to 4369 and encodes 661 amino acids. Gene Ontology annotation, molecular function: actin filament binding. The transcript has 24 exons. Gene Ontology annotation, biological process: cardiac muscle thin filament assembly. Lineage: Eukaryota; Metazoa; Chordata; Aves; Passeriformes; Passerellidae.
UCUUUUUUAGCAGGGGCUGUCAAAAUUAGCAAAACAAACAAGAGGGAAUUUUCUAGCAGCAGAUAAAAUUUUGAUGCUGAGUUUUAAAAGAAAAGAUGUGGAAGACAAUGCUCUGCAAGAUGACAAAGAAAUGGCAAAUAGCAAAACAAUGUAUUUCAUUAGCUUACAGGAGUGGGGUUUGAAAAAGUGGGACUUUUCCGGAAGUGUAUUUUUGCUAAGAAAGUUGUUUAUUUGUACUUCAUUCUCUUGUAGCAUGUUUAACUUAUUGCAUGAUGGAAUAUUGAGUGAUACAUAGUGCAAGUUCUGAUAUGUAUGAAAUAGGUAAGAGCUAGUAUGAGCUAGAAAAGAUGCAGAAUCAAUACUAUUCACUUUUCUUGACUUGCCUUCUGAUCAUUCUUCUGUUGCAAGAACUUGUCCCUAUAGAUUAUUUUAUUUUGUGAAAAUAUUUUUCAAUCAUUCUCUGUAGUAAUAAAAUAACAGCAAGGCAUCAGAGACACACAGUGUAAGUAUGAUCAGAAAAAAAUAGUGGGAUUUAUUUACUUGAAAGAAAAAUUUUUUUUCAGGUUGGGUUGUUAUUGAAGAAAAAAGUAAUUGAAAAAUUAUUAUUUUUCACAGCAGUGGAGGUUUACCAUUCUUGCCAAAGCAUUCACUAUUUAAGAUUUUGAUGUCCAGAGCCAGUCUUUAAGAUGAAAAAUUUGGGCUCAUUUCCUGGAGCCUUGGCCAGUGGAGACGACAGUUAAUUUAAGAGCUGUGCAACUGCUCCUGUGUGUAGACAAGAUGAGAACAAAAGCUCAUCUCAUGUUCAUACUGGGGCUAACUGAAAUUACUGGCUUUUAAGAGAGAAAAAUGUAUUCCUUGGAGUGGCAAAAAGCAUGGCCAUUAAGACUUCCAUUUGGGAUCUGGGAAACUUCAGCGACUCCCUGGUUUUAAUCAGCUGCAUUUUUUAUUCAGACCGGGAAGUUAAAUUAGGUCCUCUCCUGACCUACAUAACUUCCUCAAGCAAGAGUGAUUCCUUUCUGUGGGGUAGCUCUGGAAGGCAUCAAGGAGAUGAAACGAGCGAGGUUCUGGUGAAUACAGGCCUACUGCAGGGCACUCUCUCAGUCCCUCGCACGGGUCUGCUCCCCAAGGAGAGGCUGAGAGAGCGCCCUACAGCAGGCCUGUGGUGCUCAGUUCGGGAUAUUGGCCUGCCAAGAAUUCCAUUCAGGCCUCCCGAGCCCAGUACCCUCAACAUCAGACUACAGGAUAGUAGGACACAGCUCACUUGCAUGCUCUUAUCUCUCUCUUGUUCAAAGCACGUUGUGUUUUCUGUGGUGGGAAAAGGAGAUAAUGAAAACAAGUAGUUUUGUGGCAUGGGAAAGAGCUUUCUUCCCAUCUCUGCUUUUGAGUGGAUCAAGGGAGUUUCUGUUCUAAUGGAAUAUCUUGUUCCAGGAUUUAUGAUACUAUCUGGUUCCUGAACCAAAGAUACUUACCUGCUUUUUCAGACCCAGAAAUAGCUUUUUAAAAUGGGAAAAGUGGUUUUAUUUCAGGUUUUUACCCUUGGUCAUUGCCUGUAUGACUACUUUCUCUUCAUUUCUAAACAUGCUAUUCGUUACAAUAUAGGUUUGAUUUAUCCAGUACAGAGUUGUUUACUUUAUGCAUGUAGCUGAUAGAGAUUCCAAGUCAGGGACCCUAUUAGAAAUAAUUAGUCUUGAAGGGUAAAAUGAAAUUUUAAAAGGUGCAUGAUAAAAGAAGUUGCAUUUAAUUUCUGUUUACACUGAAAUAAUUAAUUUAUAGCAUUAUAUCCUAGAAAGAUAAUUCUGCAUAGGCAACAACUUCAAUUUAAGUAGAAAGCUCCUGUAUUAUAGAAAUGCCUUCCACAGAGAGUAGUUUCUGUAUUUGUCAGAUAAGCAGUAUACAUCAUGGACUAAGGAUCUAAUCAAGAUUUCAAGACACUGAAAGGUAAGCACUUUAAUAAUUCUAAAAUAAUUUAAAUUUUUUUGUUAAAGAAAAAUGGAAGAAUAUAUCAAUUAAUAUAUCUAUUUAAUUUUCAAUUUAGUUUUGAUUUCACCUUGAAGUACUAGAAACUCCUCAAAGAGCCUAUUUGAACCAAAAUUGUAACUACUUCGUUGAAGGGUGAAGGAGAAGAAUAGGGAACAAGAGAAAUUAACAGCAGCAUCAAUGUCUGCACUUCACAAAACCAGCCCUGGCACAUCAAUGGAGAGACUGGAGUUGUCCAAGAAAUAAGGAGAUAUUGGAAUUCUCCAGUAUGGAAGAUAUGGAUAUGUGGUCCUUAUUUAAAUGAAGAACUACAGCACAGACAUUAUUCAUGCUAAUACUGCUUUCUGUUACAAUCCAGAGAGCAUUUCUGAGCCUUGAAUGGUGAAUUUUUGAAGAGGUGGCUGAGAUGCAAAGGAUGAAGCCUCCUGGACUCCAAAAGCAGUCAGCAUAUAUCCCAGAAGUAAACACUGACAGUGCACCCAUGAACAUCUGGAUAUCUUUCAGUUUCAUUGCAGCUGGAGUCAGUGACUUCAUACAGGAAAAGGAUCUCAGGGAGGAUGAAAAUGAGGAUUGGGAGGAAGAAGAAAAGAUCUUCCUCAAGCCUGUUAUUGAGGACAGAAAUAUGGAACUGGCCCGAAAAUGCAGUGAAUUAAUAAGUGAUGUACACUAUAAAGAAGAGUUUAAAAAAUCUAAAGGCAAGUGCAUAUUUGUACCUGACACCCCGCAGCUAAAACAUGUGAAAAGCCUUGGUGCUUUUAUUUCUGAGGUGAAAUAUAAAGGAGCUGCUAAGAAAGACCUUUCCAACCCUCUCUAUCAGCAGAUGCCAGCCACAAUUGACAGUGUAUUUGCGAAGGAAUUAAUGCACCUUCAGAGCAAGGUUCUCUAUAAACAAAAACAUGAUGCUGAGAAAGGAUUUUCAGACUAUGCACGUAUGAGGGAACCUCCAGAUGUUAAACAUGCCAUGGAAGUCAGUAAACACCAGAGUGAUGUAUCUUAUAAGAAGGAUGUGCAAGAUACUCAUAGGUACACUGAAGUGCUGAACAGACCAGACAUAAAGAAGGCAACUGAGAUAACAAAGAUAAUAAGUGAUGCAAAGUACAAGAAAGGAAGGGGAGAGCUGAAUAAGGAGUCUGCUGUGCUUGGAAGACCUGAUUUUGAACAUGCUAAAGGAGUUUCAAAACUUUUAAGCCAAGUAAAAUACAAAGAGAAGUUCAGUAAGGAAAUGAAGAGUCACCAGUACAAUCCUCUUGACUGUGCUUCCUUCAAGCAAGCACAGAUUGCAUCCUCCUUGGCAAGUGAUGUGAACUACAAGAAAGAUUUGGAAAGCCUACAUGAUCCAGCAUCUGAUCUACCAAACCUGCUGCAUUUAAACCAUGCUUUAUAUAUCAGCAAAACACAGAGUGAUGUCAAAUACAAAGAAAAUUAUGAAAAAUCUAAAGGCAGAUCAAUGCUGGAGUUUGUGGAUACUCCAAUGUAUCAAGUUUCAAAGGAGGCUCAAAAGAUGCAAAGUGAGAAAACGUACCGCAGAGAUUUUGAAGAAGGGAUCAAGGGAAGACCUUCACUGGAUUUAGACAAGACCCCAGAGUUCCUGCAUAUAAAACAAGUCACUAAUCUUUUGAAAGAGAAAGAAUAUCGAAAAGAUUUGGAAGAAGGGAUGAAAGGGAAAGGAAUGACAGUGUUUGAAGAUACACCAGAUUUGAUUAGAGUGAAAAAUGCAGCUCAGAUACUAAAUGAGAGGCAAUACAAGAAAGACUUGGAAACUGAAAUUAAAGGGAAAGGCAUGGAUGUUGGUCCAGAUACACCUGAGAUAAGACGAGCCAAGAAAGCUUCUGAAAUUGCAAGCAUGAAAGAAUACAAGAAAGACUUGGAGAAUGAAAUUAAAGGAAAGGGAAUGGAAGUGGGUACUGAUACCCUUGAUAUUCAACGAGCCAAAAAAGCUUCUGAAAUUUUCAGCCAGAAAAUGUACAAAGAUGAAGCAGAGAAGAUGCUCUGUAACUAUUCUGCUGUCCCAGACACUCCUGAGAUGGAGAGGAUAAGAAGUACUCAGAAAAAUAUCAGUUCAGUGUUUUAUAAGAAGGAAGUAGGAGCUGGCACAGCUGUAAAAGAUACUCCAGAGAUUGAAAGAGUAAAGAAAAAUCAACAGAAUAUUAGUUCGAUUAAAUACAAGGAGGAAAUUCGGCGUGCAACAACUAUUUCUGAUCCACCUGAACUAAGGAGAGUUAAGGAAAACCAGAAGAAUAUCAGUAAUGUUCAGUACAAAGAACAGCUCUGCAAAGCUACACCCAUGAGUGUCACCCCUGAGAUGGAAAGAGUCAAGAGGAAUCAAGAGAAUGUCAGCAUGGGAAGUUGCUAUCCUUUAAUACUUUGUGUAAUUUUUGGGUGCAGAAGAUGAACAUGAAGUUCUGCAUUCUGAAAUGAUGCCUUUUCCUUAGUCUGGGUGGAAACUAAUGUAUUGUAAUGUGUUCAAAUUCAAGUAAUGGAAUUAUUUGAAAAUCUUCUCUUAGGAAGCAUUUGUGAGAAGGCUUUUCUUGGUUUGGGAAGUGGCAGGUGAACCAUCGCAUAUUUUGUUAAAGAAAUGGCUGCAAUGCUUUGAGAUGUUAUUCUCUUCCUUGGAUAUUUGCAGAAAAUCUUGACAUUUCUUUUUUUUUUAAACAAAAUAUCUGUUUCCAGUUUUAUUUUUCUUUGCUUUGUGAGAAAUUAGCUACAGCUGUGCUCAAACUUCUGCUCUCUUACCUGUCUCCUUCUGGUUCCUCAGUAACCUCCCAAUCAGAAUUCAGUAUUUAAUGGCUGAGAUAACCAUUUGCAGGGGUACAGAGAAGGAGGCAAGGACUGGAGCAUGCUACUGACUUCCUGCACUGAUGAAGUUGCACCCUCUUGAUGAGUCCAUGGGAGACCAGGCACUCUCCUCACUGAGAGCUGCCAUCAGCAGCUGUGGGACAUGGGUGCACAAACAGCUGCAGUGUCUCCCUGGGUGCUUUCUACUGCAUUCACCAAAAUAAUUUUAAGUCACAAUUUUCAAGAAUUCUGUCCCUCUAACUCAACUUCUGGAUUCCUGUUGAUAUAUCUAGAUUUCCUAGAAUGUAUUCUGUUCAAAAACGGCUUUCCUUUUUCCAAACCAGCCUGUAUACUACUUCUACUCACACUGUUUACUCUUCACCAAUUUUUGUGUUGUGAAAAUUUCACUGGGAAGUUUAAAUUCUUUUCAAGUCACCUGAAUAGCUUUGAGUGAGUAUUUGUUAACUUCAGCCAUUUCUAGAAGCAUCAAUUCUUGAAUAUUCAUUUUACCUUUAUAAAUGUUAAUUUGCAAGUAUAAUCAAUUUAAAAGUUUACUAUAGUUUUAGUAAGACAUUAAUUUUUCAAUUGGAAUACAUUGGUGUGGAAGGACCAAAAUUGUGUUGUGCUGGAAGAAAAUUGCUUAAAAGCAAUAGCUGCCUUACUGCCACAGUGCACUGCAGAAUUAUGAGCAUAAUGUAUCUGCACAGUUAACCUUAUCAAUUAAACCCAAGCUCUUGCUUUUGUAUGGAAGCAUUUAUUUUGCAUAAAAAUAUAUGAUUUGAUAUGAAUUUGUUGCCAGAAUCUGUUACUAAAUAUUUACCAUAUCUGACUUCCCAGCAUGUGGGGCUGGAGUUAACUUUAGAUUGCUUGGUCUGUCAGUGCCACAUCCUGUCCUGAUCUGCUUUAGAUCCUGAUCCAGCCUUGGGUGUGCAUUUAAUGCAGUUAAUGCAAUGUUUUUGAUUACAGAAUGAUGAAGGGGGUAUUCCUACAGUACAUUUAAAUAAAUACAUGGUGAAAUUAGGCUGGAUUCAAUUGGCAGUUGUCUGAUGUACUGCACCCUCUGUGUUUAAUCACCUUUGAAUAUGUAAUAUAUAGAAUUUAGAAUAUAGGUGGAGAACUUAUGGAAUUUCUCUGUCUUGACAAAUAUGUAUUUACAGUGGACCUUUAUUAAAUUCAGUUUUUCAUAUGCUCUGCUUGCCUUUACUGCAUUAUAUGUGGCUUAAUCCCAUUCCAAAUAUGAGUUAUUUCUCUGUAGAGCCAAUAACCAGUCUGGUAAAUGCCAGAUAUUUUGUGCACAUUGUGGGUAUAUAUCCACAGAAAUGCAUUAAUGA